This is a messenger RNA of Scomber japonicus (chub mackerel), 1653 nucleotides long. RefSeq names its product tripartite motif-containing protein 16-like. The record is from RefSeq and is a predicted model, not a curated record. The transcript has a single exon. Gene Ontology annotation, molecular function: protein binding; zinc ion binding. Bases 1 to 1653 code for a protein of 550 amino acids. Lineage: Eukaryota; Metazoa; Chordata; Actinopteri; Scombriformes; Scombridae.
AUGGAGCAAAAAGCAGAUAAGCUGGAUAAAGAAAGUUUCACCCUUCUCUGUUCAAUCUGUCUGGAUUUACUGAAGGAUCCAGUGACUAUUCCCUGUGGACACAGCUACUGUAUGAACUGUAUUAAAACCCACUUCGGUGAAGAGGAUCAGAGGAAGAUCUACAGAUGCCCUCAGUGCGGACAGAUCUUCACACCGAAGCAUGUCUCGAAGAAAAACACCACGUUAGCAGCUUUAGUGGAGCAGGUGAAGAAGACUGGACUCCAAGCUGCUCCUGCUGAUCACUGGUAUGCUGGACCUGAAGAUGUGGCCUGUGAUGUCUGCACUGGGAGGAAGAGAAAAGCCUUCAUGUCCUGCCUGACUUGUCCGGCCUCCUACUGUAAGAAUCACCUCCAGCAUCAUUAUGAUACACCUCCAUUAAAGAAACACAAGCUGGUGGAGCCCUUCAAGAAGCUUCAAAAGAAAAUCUGCUCUCAUCAUGAUGGCGUGAUGAAGAUGUUCUGUCGUACUGAUCAACAGAUAAUCUGUUAUCUCUGCUCUGUGAAGGAUCAUAAAGGCCACGACACAGUCCCAGCUAAAGCAGAAAGGACUGAGAGGCAGAGAGAGCUCGAGGUGAGUCGACUAAACAUCCAGCAGAGAAUCCAGGACAGAGAGAAAGAUGUGAAGCUGCUUCAACAAGAGGUGGAGGCCGUCAGUCGCUCUGCUGAUAAAGCAGUGGAGGACAGUGAGAAGAUCUUCACUGAGCUGAUCUGUCUCCUCCAGAAAAGAAGCUCUGAUGCGAAGCAGCAGAUCAGAUCCCAGCAGGAAACUGAAGUGAGUCGAGUCAAAGAGUUUCAGGAGAAGCUGCAGCAGGAGAUCACUGAGCUGAAGAGGAAAGACGCUGAACUGAAGCAGCUCUCACACACAGAGGAUCACUGCCAGUUUCUACAAAACUACCCCUCAUUGUCACAACUCAGUGAACCUACAGACUCAUCCAGCAUCAAUAUCCGUCCUCGAAGAUACUUUGAGGAUGUGACAGCAGCUGUGUCAGAGCUCAGAGAUAAACUACAGGACAUCCUGAAGGAGGAAUGGACAAAGAUCUCACUAGCAGUGACUGAAGUGAAGACCAGAGCUGGAUUCUUAAAAUAUUCACGUGAAAUCACUGUGGAUCCAAAUACAGCACACACACUGUUGGUACUAUCGAAUAGCGACAGAAAAGUAAAACGAACGAGAAAACAUUUGUCUUAUACUCCUCAUCCAGACAGAUUCACUCAUUGGCGUCAGGUCCUGAGCAAAGAGAGUUUGACUGGACGUUGUUACUGGGAGGUGGAGUGGAGCGGGGAAGGAGUUGAUAUAGCAGUCACAUACUAUGAUAUCGGCAGAGCAGGAGGUACAAGUGAUUGUCUGUUUGGACGUAAUGUCAAAUCUUGGAUGUUGUAUUGUGACACCACAAGUUCUUCAUUUUGGUUCAACAAUGUCUUUACUCGUGUCUCAGGUGCUCUGCCCUCCAGGAUCGGAGUGUACCUGGAUCACAGCGCAGGUAUUCUGUGCUUCUACAGCGUCACUGAAACCAUGACUCUCCUCCACAGAGUCCAGACCACAUUCACUCAGCCUCUCUAUGCUGGACUUGGGUUUGAUCAUUUUGGAGCCACCGCUGAGUACUGUAAACUAAAAUAG